Molecule: messenger RNA, 2345 nt
Organism: Amoebophrya sp. A120
Lineage: Eukaryota; Dinophyceae; Syndiniales; Amoebophryaceae
Source: the annotation of a GenBank genome assembly
AUGCAGCUGCUCAGGAUAGAUCCCCCCCGGGAGAUCCAGUUCUCGGGCACGAAUUAUUGAGAGGAAAAAUCCCCCCUCCCCAUAUCGAAAAGGUAUGUUUCCGAAAAUUUGCGUUGCUGAUUUGAGGUCACAGAUCACAUCUGUCUUGCAAGAAGACAAGGGGAAGGGCAGAAGCUUCCGCCCCAUUAUGGAAGCGAUUUGUCAUGCUGUUGGGCCUAAAGGCCAGCAGUUUGCCAUGCUGAACAACUAGGCCCAUACGCCCCUACCUAGCCUGGGGAUCUGGCCGCAAUGCCUCUCUGCAAUACAAAGCUGAUUGGUGUACACAAAUCCAGCAUCAGAAAUUCCGUUUUGAUAUGGGGAGUGGGGAUUUUUCCUUUCGAUGCGAAUUUUGCUGACACCACGCACGUCACGCACCUCACACUCACGAACGCUUCUACGACUUCAAAUGUGGCGUUCAAAGUAAGUAAUGUACUUCAAGAUUUAGUUACCUUACUCUGCAAUGAUAAAGUUAAAGUAUCCCGCCCCUGGAGGGAAGGGAAGUCGUGAUAAGGGCCUGGCACCCAGAUGCGCUACCUACCUGAGGUAGACGCGUCAAGUCUCGCAAACUAAGCGGCAGCACGCCGCUGCUCCUGGUGAGUAAUGUAGGGCGGCGCCCGCAGUCCAGCGCGCGCCCCCUCGACCCUGGUGGGCGUUCUCUUCUUGAGGACGAGCCCAGCUCUGGAAGCUGGUGCGCCCUGUACUAUGCUCCUGGCGAGUGAGACGGCGGAGGGCCGUCCGCGUGCUUAACCUGAGCAGCACAGCGCCACACCGCGCCCGACCAGUCCGAGGCGGGCCCUUUAGUGUGUUGCCGCGUCGUGUGCAAGGAGGCCCGGCAUGGCGUGCCCCUCCCGGCGGCCUUGUGCCGUUUUGGUGGUUGGAGGCGCGCCGUCGUAAACCCUACUGCCCCACGUAGUGCGCAGCACGCAGCCGGCGGCACUUGCCGAAGAUUGGCGAAAACGGUGGGGCCUGCGCUAUUCUGGAAAGCCUCGGCUGGCACCUUACCCCCCUGGCGGGGCCGCAAGACCGUUCCCGGGAGGCGGCGCAAGAGGCGGCGGUGGCUCCGCCUGCGUGAGCCGCCACCGCCACAGCUUGCGCCCUACAUUCUGCCCGUCCGGCAAUUGCCGGAUGUCCGUGGAGCCGCUCUGGAAGCGCACCUCCCUACGCACGUAGUGUAAUUAUUCUGUGUUAGUGCGCCCGGUGUGCACCCUCUGAAUAAUGCUGCUAUAAGGAGCGAGUGCUCGAAGCAGGGCAGCACAGCGCGCCCAUUUCCCUUCAUGCACGUUGCUCUCCUUCUGCUUCCACGACUUGAGGCCGUGUGUCGCGUUGAAGGGUUUUCGCACGUCCUGCUCCCACAACCGUGUUGUCAGACGGAUCAUCGCAAGUAUAGCCUGGUCAAAGAGCGAGCACCGCUUCUGUUUGAAACAAGAGCGGGUCAAAUACAAUACAAUACAAUAAAGUUAAAGUACGUUUGCAGGAGGACCUUUUUGAUCGUUCUAGGGUAGCUGCGCGUCGCUCUGUAUAGAUACUACUGUCUGUUUUAUUGCGACGAUCAAACUAUAAAUAGGUCAAAACCACGGCACUGAAGUCCUACCUGGUUCGACCCAGCCAGAACGUGCUCAAGGUUGGGGAAACAAUAUGAAAUAAAGCACAUUGAUGUCGCAUGAAGAUCCUGGUGUACUUCAUUUCAUUCUACGUCUCGUCUGAACCUUAGGUGUAGAAGGGGCUAGAAGCUGCACGAGUUCUGUGUGUUGCUGUUAUGAAUGCGAGUCCAUUCUUGGUUUAUCGUUAUGUCAGUGGGAAGAUGAAAUAAUACUCAAACGAAACCCAGGAGGUUGCAUUGGUUCUUACUUGUUUCCCCAGCAUAAUCGGUGCAGAUUCAGAUACUGCUGCAGAGGCUACAGGAGGUACCUGCAAACCACCGACACAGGUAUUACACACGUAGUCUAUACAACGAACUUGAUUCACCGUGUUGAAAAAGUGUACUGAAUAAGUAUAAGAGCAUGAGGCGGUAAUUUUUACGCAUCUUUAGCACCAGGACAUGACGAUGAAAUCCAAAAACGAUUCAGGUUUCUAGUUCAAGCGGCGCCAACGAGCGAGGACACGCUGAGUAGUAGGGAAGCUUGGCCUCAAAUCGUGAAAGACGCCCAGGUAUCCCAGGAUGAGGCGUCGAGAUGUCUGGGGGUCCUCUAUUGAGGAAUAGUCAUUUAGUGUAGUUGUAUUGUUCCCACUGGAUACUACCAUGCCUUUGCCCGCCCACGCAUAGAUCAUUCUGUGACGCGAUCAUAGAUUUUUAUUUUGGUUUUGAG